Megalops cyprinoides (Indo-Pacific tarpon) is the source of this 575-nucleotide messenger RNA. RefSeq names its product eotaxin-like. The transcript is spliced from 3 exons. Bases 1 to 444 code for a protein of 147 amino acids. The record is from RefSeq and is a predicted model, not a curated record. Gene Ontology annotation, cellular component: extracellular region. Gene Ontology annotation, molecular function: chemokine activity; CCR chemokine receptor binding. Gene Ontology annotation, biological process: positive regulation of ERK1 and ERK2 cascade; neutrophil chemotaxis; cellular response to type II interferon. Lineage: Eukaryota; Metazoa; Chordata; Actinopteri; Elopiformes; Megalopidae.
AUGAAGAUCUCCGACGCCGCCACCAUGGCCGCUGCUGCCUUCCUCAUCUACGCGCUCGCGUGGACGGCCCGCGUCUCAGCCUCAGGUGGACCCCCCUCAACAUGCUGUCUGAGAGUUUCAGAAACAAGAUUACGUCUUGACAGAAUAAGGGACUACACAGUGCAGAACGCAGGCAUAUGUCCAGUGGAUGCCAUUGUGUUUCGGACCAAGAGGGGGAAGCGGGUUUGCUCUGAUCCGGAGAGAGACUGGGUGAAGAGGGCCAUGAAAACCGUGGACACAAAGAAAGAAGAGAGCAAAAGGAAGAAGGAAGAGACCACCACGACGGGCCAAACGAUUGCCCAAUCUCAAAAGAAACAGGGCGGGAAAAAGGAGGGGAAGGGCAAGGGGAAAGGGGGAGGCAAAGCGAGAAGGGGGGGAAAGCAACAGAGGGCUUCUCCCAAAUGAAACCCCAGGCAGAAGGGAGCUGACCCAUUCAGGGACAUAGUGCGCCAGGGCCCGCCGCAUGUCCAGGCAAACAUGUAGCUCUCUCCCACUUAAUCGCUCCCUGGUCCAGUCGGGCAAAACAAACCCCUCCU